CAAACUUAUUUUUCUUCGUGGUUAAUUCCAGCAUUCGAACAUGGGUAAGCUGAAGAGAGUGAGGCAAAAGUUGCACGUGUCUGCAGUGAAAAACAUCGAUAUAAACAAGAAGGAAGAACAUAAUCAGGCAGUUUCUGAUCGACAGUCUCGUAGCAAGGGAGUACUGAACUUGCCGGUGAUAUUUCCAACACAAGGACUGUUCAGCGGUACGGAUAUAGACGUAAACCAAUUAACAAAGUCUUUGAAAAAUGAAGAGAACGUGGAUACACAGAGCACGGUUACAAAUAAAAGUGGACAAUUAAAGAAAAAAGUGAAAAGGAAAGCCAGACACGAGUUAUUCAUUCAAAAGAUUGAUGCAAUUAAGUUAGCCAAAAAGAAAGAUAAUGAGGCGAAAAAACGAGCUCAGAUCCCAGUAGUAGGUGAUUUACAGCCCCUGGCUAUGGCACUGCCAGAUUUAUCUGAAAUAUUACAGAAGACAGACAAGAAAAAGCCUCGUGCAGAGAAAAAAGUCAGACCAACUAUGAAAAGCAGUGAUAGACAAAAAGCCAUGUUAGCCGAUGUUACAAGAUUUCAACAAUUACAGAAAAAUUCGGAUUUGAAAGUCAGUCCACUAUCAAAAAUAAAAGAACGUCUCGCACAACGACAAGAAGAAGAUGAUAUGGACCAAGGAUGAUAACACUGCCAAACUGAUGAAGUGAACGUGCAGUUGAUGCUAAUUUCCGCAAAGAUUUUGUUCAUUUAUUUGCAACAUCACAAAUGGGGUGAUUGUCGGUUUGUCACUAUGUGAAUAUUUAUUCCACCAAAUAAUACAAAUGAGUACAGACUAUGUGCUGCAGUUGAUAUAGUGCAAGUUUUUGUUCAAAAAAUUAGAAUAUUCAGAUUAGCUGUUGGCUACACUUUUUGUCCUUUUGUUUUUACCUGAUGCGUCAAAUUAACAAUUUAUGAAUGUUAAAUGAAAAUAACCCAUGAAGUAACGUUUCUGUUAACAGUAAAAACGAAAAUAGGAUA
Molecule: messenger RNA, 1008 nt
Organism: Saccoglossus kowalevskii
Lineage: Eukaryota; Metazoa; Hemichordata; Enteropneusta; Harrimaniidae
Product: ribosome biogenesis protein SLX9 homolog
Biological process (GO): maturation of SSU-rRNA from tricistronic rRNA transcript (SSU-rRNA, 5.8S rRNA, LSU-rRNA)
Cellular component (GO): preribosome, small subunit precursor; nucleolus; 90S preribosome
Source: RefSeq, a predicted model, not a curated record